AAGGGGGUAUAUAAUGUCGGAUAGUAUUGCAAAGACAUAUCCUUAUGCAAACACGAACAAGCCCAAGGAAUACUACGAUUAUGAAGCACUUCAGGUGACUUGGGGAUCGCAAGACGUGUAUGAGAUUAGCAAGAAAAUCGGUAGAGGAAAAUACUCUGAAGUCUUUUCUGGAGUGAAUGCUUUGAAUCAACAACAAUGUGUCAUUAAAGUAUUGAAGCCUGUAAAGAAGAAGAAGAUUAAGAGAGAAAUCAAGAUUUUGCAAAACUUGACAGGUGGACCCAACAUUAUUGGUUUAUUAGACGUUGUCCGUGACCCCGAGUCUAGAGUGCCUUGCUUGAUCUUUGAAAGUGUCAAUAACACGGAUUUUAGAACAUUGUAUCCUCGAUUCAGCGACAUGGAUGUUCGUUAUUACAUGUAUGAACUUUUAAAGGCCAUCGAUUACUGUCAUUCCAUGGGCAUCAUGCAUCGUGAUGUCAAGCCUCACAAUGUCAUGAUUGACCAUGAACAAAAGCAGAUUCGCUUGAUUGAUUGGGGUUUAGCAGACUUUUAUCACCCUGGAGAAAAGUAUAAUGUGAGAGUUGCCUCUCGUUGUUUCAAGGGACCCGAGUUAUUGGUGGAUUUCCAUUAUUACGAUUACAGUUUGGACUUGUGGAGUUUUGGCUGUAUGCUUGCUGGCAUGAUUUUCCGCAAGGAACCCUUCUUUAGUGGUGCUGAUAACUAUGAUCAAUUGAUCAAGAUUGCCAAGGUCAUUGGUACUGAUAAAUUGCAUACGUAUUUAAAGAAGUACGAUUUGAAAUUACACCCUCAAAUCCAAAAGAACUUGGGAAAAUAUGCUGUUAAACCUUGGGAUAAAUUUGUUACGAAUGAUAAUCAAAAGUACAUGUCUGCUGAAGUCUUUGAUUUGUUGGAUAAUUUAUUACAGUAUGAUCAUCAGGAUAGACCCACUGCUAAAGAAGCCAUGAAUCACCCUUAUUUUGCUCCCAUUAGAAAUCAACAGCAAUAAUUUUUUUUUUUCAUAUAUUCUUUUUUAAUAAUAAUAAUAAUAAUUAAGCGGGAUAAAAAAAAAGAGAGAGAGAGAGAGAAAAAAAAAGAGAGAUUAACUACAUUGGGGGGGGGGGGAUGGAUGGAUGAUGGAGAUUACAUUCAUGCAGGAAAAU
Mucor mucedo is the source of this 1157-nucleotide messenger RNA. Its product is annotated as kinase-like domain-containing protein. Gene Ontology annotation, biological process: protein phosphorylation. The transcript has 7 exons. Gene Ontology annotation, molecular function: protein serine/threonine kinase activity; ATP binding. Lineage: Eukaryota; Fungi; Mucoromycota; Mucoromycetes; Mucorales; Mucoraceae. The coding region runs from base 14 to 1003 and encodes 329 amino acids. The record is from RefSeq and is a predicted model, not a curated record. Gene Ontology annotation, cellular component: nucleus; protein kinase CK2 complex; cytosol.